Arabidopsis thaliana (thale cress) is the source of this 1878-nucleotide messenger RNA. RefSeq names its product mRNA capping enzyme family protein. The transcript has a single exon. The record is from RefSeq and is marked reviewed. Lineage: Eukaryota; Viridiplantae; Streptophyta; Magnoliopsida; Brassicales; Brassicaceae. Bases 1 to 1878 code for a protein of 625 amino acids. Gene Ontology annotation, biological process: 7-methylguanosine mRNA capping. Gene Ontology annotation, molecular function: hydrolase activity; mRNA guanylyltransferase activity; mRNA 5'-triphosphate monophosphatase activity.
AUGAUUUCUACGAUGUACUCAGAAGAAACAUCGGAAAGAUCUUCUUUUCCCUCUAAACGACAUCUCGAAGACCGAACUGAGAACCGUGAAGAACAUAGCAAAAGAUUGAGACCAACAAGUUUCCGUGAUCAGAAGGUAACCAUCCCUCAAGGUUGGUUAGAUUGUCCUCGCUUUGGUCAACAUAUUGGAUUAAUCAUUCCUUCGAAAGUUCCUCUCAGUGAAUCUUACAACGAUUGUGUUCCUUCUGGCAAAAGAUACAAUUUCAAACAGUGGUUAACUAAGAUUGGUCUUGUGAUUGAUCUGACUAAUACAACUCGUUACUAUCAUCCUAACACCGAGUUAAGACAGAACCGUAUCGAGUAUGUUAAGAUUCGUUGCAGUGGUCGUGAUUCUGUGCCGGAUAAUGUGUCUGUAAACACAUUUGUUCACGAGGUUACUCAGUUCGAGAAUCAUAACUUGUCGGAGAAGUAUCUUCUUGUGCAUUGUACUCACGGACAUAAUCGUACAGGGUUUAUGAUUGUUCAUUACCUUAUGCGGUCUAGACCGAUGAUGAGUGUUACACAAGCCUUGAAAAUAUUUUCGGAUGCUCGCCCGCCGGGUAUCUAUAAACCCGAUUACAUUGAUGCUCUAUACAGAUUUUAUCAUGAGGUUAAACCUGGGAGUGUUAUAUGUCCACCAACUCCUGAAUGGAAGAGGUCUGAAGAAGCUAAAUUCGACGAUGAUGAUAAUGCUCUGUCUUACCGUGAGGUACAAGGAAACAAUCAGGAGGAGAAUGUGCAGUUGUCUAAUGAUGAUGUUUUGGGGGAUGAAAUACCCUAUGAUCAAGAGGUGUCUUACCAGAAUUCAAUUAAUCAUAUGCUGAAUAUUUCUAUGCAGUUCCCUGGCUCGCACCCUCUAUCAUUAGGUAGAGAGGCAUUGCAACUCUUGAGGCAACGGUACUAUUACGCGACAUGGAAGGCAGAUGGAACGCGGUACAUGAUGCUCUUGACUAGAGAUGGAUGUUAUCUGGUUAAUAGAGAGUAUAGGUUUAGAAGAGUACAAAUGCGUUUCCCUUGUGAGUACGAGCCAAGUGAUUAUAAAGUGCAUCAUUACACAUUGCUUGAUGGAGAGAUGGUUGUAGACACAAUUAAGGAAGGAGAAACGCAGCGCCAUGUGAGGAGGUACCUCGUGUACGAUUUGGUAGCGAUCAACGGGCAAUUUGUGGCAGAGAGGCCUUUUAGUGAAAGAUGGAAUAUUCUUGAGAGAGAGCUGAUCAAACCGCGUAAUGACGAGAAGAAGGUUAGGGAUCAUUGGUAUAGAUAUGAUAAGGAGCCUUUUGGUGUACGGAUCAAAGCUUUUUGUUUACUCUCUGCUGUGGAGAAGAAGGUUUUCAAUGAGUUGAUUCCACUGCUUUCACAUGAAUCAGACGGACUAAUAUUUCAAGGUUGGGACAAUCCUUAUGUUUUCGGACCCAACAAAGAUCUACUGAAGUGGAAGUUUGUGGAAACACUUGAUUUUCUGUUUGAUAUGGACAAGUAUGGACGUCAAAUGCUCUUCUUGCAAGAACGUGGGAGGAUGAAGCUUAUGGAAGGCUUUGCCGUUGAGUUUAGAGGUGAUGGUUGGGACAAUGACCUGGCUAGUUACUGUGGAAAGAUUGUGGAGUGUUCAUGGGAUAAGGAGAAGAAAGUAUGGGUUAGUUUGCGGAUUAGAGUUGAUAAAUCGAAACCGAAUGGUAUCGGGACCGGUCGUAGCGUGAUAAAGUGCAUAGAAGAUGACUUAACGAAAGAGGUUUUGCUGAAGGAGAUCAAAGAGAUUAUCCUUCUACCGAUGUACGUUGAGCGCAUCGAAAAUGAUACAAAAGAAGCUGCACGUCGCAAGCAUGGAAACCGUAAAGGCUAA